AUGCAGGUGGAGACCUUUACCUUAGGGGUGCUGGGCCCCUGGGACUGUGACCCUAUCUUUGCCCAGGCACUCCCCAGUGUGGCCGCCCAACUGGCUGUGGACUGGGCUAACCAAGACCCCUCCAUGUUGCUGGGCUCACAGCUGGAUUCUGUAGCUCUCCCCACAGGCUGUGCCACACCUCAGGCCCUGGCCACGUUCCUGGCCCACAAAGACAGCAUAGCUGCUUUUGUGGGCCCUGUCAAUCCUGGCUACUGCCCAGCAGCAAGCUUGCUGGCCCAAGACUGGGGGAAGACCCUCUUCUCCUGGGUGUGUGAGGUUCCAGAGGGAGGGCCUGAGCUGGUGCCCACUUUGCCUUCUGCUGCCCAUGUGCUGCUGUCCAUCCUGCGUCACUUUGGCUGGGCCCGCGUGGCCAUUGUGUCCUCCCACCAGGACAUCUGGCUGGCCACAGCCCGACAGGUGGCCACGAUUUUCAGGAUGCAUGGGCUGCCUGUAGGCCUGGUGACUUCUUUGGGACCUGGGGAGCAGGGGGCCUCAGAGGUCCUGGAGCAGCUCUGCAGUGUGGACGAUCUGAAAAUCGUGGUGCUGUGCAUGCACUCAGCGCUCCUGGAUGGCCCGGAGCAGUCUGCUCUGCUGAGUCGUGUGUGGACCGAAGGCCUGGCCGAUGGGAGGCUCGUCUUCAUGCCCUAUGACACUCUGCUGUUUGCCCUGCCCUAUCGCAACCACUCCUACCCAGCGCUCCGUGACAGGGGAUCCCUGCAGCAGGUCUACGACACGGUACUCACUGUCAGUCUGGAGUCCGGCCCCACCGAUCAGACCUUCACCACAGCCACAGCAGAUGCCCAUAAGCAGGUUAAAGUAUUUGGGAGCCUAUGCCAUGGGAUUGGGGUGCCUUCUCCUCUGCAGGUGUCCCCGCUGUUUGGAACCAUCUAUGAUGCUGUGGUCCUGCUGGCCCAUGCACUGAAUCGCUCUGAGAAUCAUGGCGCAGGACUCUACGGGACCCAUUUAGGGAACUACACAGGGUCUCUGGACGUGGAUGGCUUUAGCCAGAGGAUCCGUACAGAUGAGAAGGGCAGGAGGCUGGCCCAAUAUGUCAUCCUGGACACAGAUGGUUGGGGAAGCCAGCUGGUCCCCACCCACAUCCUGGACACAGGCACAUGGCAAGUGCAGCCUUUGGGCAGGGCCAUACACUUUCCAGGAGGGGCUCCUCCAGCUCGUGACUCCAGCUGCUGGUUUGAUCCCAAUACUCUAUGCAUGCGAGGUUCGCAGUCCCUGAGCAGCCUCCUGGGCCUGGCUGUGGCCUGUGUCCUGGUGUUGGCAGGUGGGAUCCUCACCUGCCUCAUUAGGUUGGGUGUCCAGCAGCUGCGGCUGGUGCGGGGUCCCCACCGAGUUCUGCUGUCGGUCCAGGAACUCACCUUCAUCCAUCGGCCCCCUAUCAGCAGGAGGCUGCAUGUGGACAAUACCAGCGAAUCGAGAAGUGUGGCUGAUGAUGGGAGCCUCAGGUCGGUGGCCCAGGGGUCAGCGAGGAGCCUGCCAGCACCCCAGGAGCCCACAAAUGUGGCUUUGUAUCAGGGAGAUUGGGUUUGGCUGAAGAAGUUUGAAGCCGGCACAGUCCUGGAGCUACGACCAAGUUCCCUUAGCCUCUUGAGAAAGAUGCGGGAGCUGCAGCAUGAGAAUGUCACCACCUGCCUGGGCUUCUUCAUGGCCCCAGGGCUCAGUGCUCUGGUGAUGGAACACUGCUCCCGGGGCAGCCUGGAGGACCUGUUGCGGAAUGAGGCCCUGCAGCUGGACUGGACUUUCAAGGCCUCCCUGCUGCUGGAUUUGAUCCGAGGUGUGCGGUAUCUGCACCAUCGACAUUUCUCUCAUGGCCGCCUCAAGUCCCGCAAUUGUGUGGUGGACGGACGCUUUGUGCUGAAGGUCACUGACCAUGGCUAUGCAGAGCUCCUGGAUGCUCAGCGGGCUCCCUGCCCACAGCCCACCCCAGAAGAGCUACUGUGGACAGCUCCGGAACUGCUGCGGGUGCCCGGGGGAGCCAGGCAGGGCACUCUCAAAGGUGAUACCUUCAGCAUCGGCAUCAUUCUGCAGGAGGUGCUGACUCGAGGCGCCCCCUACUGUUCCUCAGGCCUUUCAGCAGAAGAAAUCAUCAGGAAGGUGUUAUCUCCUCCUCCCCUGUGCCGGCCUCUGGUGUCCCCCGACCAUGGCCCCCUUGAGUGCAUCCAGCUGAUGGAGCAGUGCUGGGAGGAGGCUCCGGAGAGCAGACCCAGCCUGGACCAGAUCUAUAGCCAGUUCAAAAGCAUCAACCAAGGCAAGAAAACUAGUGUUGCUGACUCUAUGUUGCGAAUGCUGGAGAAGUAUUCACAGAAUUUGGAGGACCUGGUCCAGGAGCGGACUGAGGAGCUGGAGCUGGAGAGACAGAAGACAGAAAGACUGCUUUCUCAGAUGCUCCCUCUGUCUGUGGCCGAAGCUCUGAAAAUGGGGGUGACCGUGGAGCCAGAAUACUUUGACCAGGUUACCAUAUACUUCAGUGACAUUGUGGGUUUCACCACAAUCUCAGCCCUGAGUGAGCCCAUGGAGGUGGUGGGCUUGCUCAACGACCUCUACACAUUGUUCGAUGCUGUCCUGGGUAGCCAUGACGUAUAUAAGGUGGAGACUAUCGGGGAUGCCUACAUGGUGGCAUCAGGGAUCCCUCGGCGCAAUGGAAGCCGGCAUGCAGCUGAGAUCGCCAACAUGGCCCUGGACAUCCUCAGCUCCGUAGGUGACUUCCGAAUGAGACAUGCGCCUGACGUGCCUAUUCAUAUCAGGGUUGGCCUGCACUCAGGGCCUUGUGUGGCAGGGGUCGUGGGCCUCACCAUGCCUAGAUAUUGCCUCUUUGGGGAUACUGUCAACACGGCAUCCCGGAUGGAGUCCACAGGACUACCAUACAGAAUUCACAUCAGCCGAAACACUGUUCAGACAUUGCUCGGCUUGGAUGAAGGCUACAAAAUUGACAUCAGAGGUCAAACUGAGCUGAAGGGGAAAGGUAUAGAGGAAACCUACUGGCUGGUGGGCAAGGCAGGCUUCCCCAGGUCCCUCCCAACACCUCUGGACAUCAAACCUGGAGACCCCUGGCAGCACCUCAUAAACCAAGAAAUCAAGGUGGCCUUUGCCAAAGCACGCCAGGGCAUGGCCGGGCCCGGAGCUCAGGGAAGGCUUCAACUUGGCCCUGAGGAGAGGAACCAAGCAGACAGGCCUCCAGUCACACACUACAAGGGGGAAGAUGACAUAGACACAGUGACAGCCUCGGUCACCAGCUGUAGGGUGGAGCCCAGCCAAUGGAAAUGGAGUGAGCAGGAGGAUGAGGCCAGGGUCCAGGGGGAGGGGUAUAGUCCGUUCACCUCCAGCCUGAUACAACUCCAGUCCUGCCCUGCCUCAGCGAAAGUUCUGGGCCAGUUGUUUCUGCUUGGCGACUGCUCCAGGAAGGAAAGGGCCAUCCCCAUCUACCCAGGUCGGUCUCCACAGCAGAUCAGAUGUAAGGAGGGAAAGAGUCACCCGCUCCUCCGGACCCCGCGGGGCCGAGAACUGCACGUGCAGCGACCCGGGGGUCCGGCUCGCUCCGACAGCGCUUCCUUUCCUACCCUCUCCCCAGCCCGUUCAUUCCGCCCCUCUGCCCUUUCCCAGCCGGGCUUCCAGCGUAAAAAAGAUGUUUCACUCCCACGUGCCAGUUCCGGAUAA
This is a messenger RNA of Chrysochloris asiatica (Cape golden mole), 3708 nucleotides long. Its product is annotated as olfactory guanylyl cyclase GC-D-like. Gene Ontology annotation, molecular function: protein kinase activity; ATP binding; guanylate cyclase activity. The record is from RefSeq and is a predicted model, not a curated record. Bases 1 to 3708 code for a protein of 1235 amino acids. Gene Ontology annotation, biological process: cGMP biosynthetic process; receptor guanylyl cyclase signaling pathway; protein phosphorylation. Lineage: Eukaryota; Metazoa; Chordata; Mammalia; Afrosoricida; Chrysochloridae. The transcript has 23 exons.